AUGAACAACUCAGAGAGAAGGAGCAUUGAAAUGAUGAAUUAUAAUCUUGGCCCUCGUACUGGACCAACGAUGCCUCCACCCUCUCCCAAUUCUGUCAGAGCAUUAAGGAGAGGUUCUCUGGAUCCAUCUCUAGCAGGACGACUUCCAAAAUCUGCCUCAAGAAACAGUAUUCAAGACCCAGAAGCAUCACUCUUCGAUAAGGAUGACAAUCAAUCCUCCUUGUCGAAAAGCACCAAGUCAAACCCUUCCGAUCCAGUAACAAAUUCAUCAGUAAUGCAAAAAUUUGAACAUGCCAUCUUUACUUUUAUUUACUCACUAAGGCCCGAAGUUCCAAUGCAUGGAGCCUUAUCAUUUUUCAUUCAUAUUUUGAUUAUAUUUCAAUCUCUUAGUAUAGGAUCACCGAUAGAUUUAAAUUGGGGAUUGUAUGGUACUUGGAUUGUUAGUAUAAUAGCCAUUUGUCGGAGUUAUGGAUUUCAGUUUAUGAAUUAUGAAGCAUUUAUUGCCUUAGCAAUUAUUGUCUUCCUCACGCAAAUAGCAGUAUGCAUUGUCAUUUAUAUGACAUUUAAGGCCCAACAAGUCGGAAGUAGAUACUGGGAUAAGAUCAAAACAGCUGCAAGGGUAAUGUUUGCAAUAAUCUUUUUCAUGGCCAUACCAACAACCUAUGGUUUAAUGUUGGGGUUUUGGGAGUGUGACUAUUCCGCAACUGUGCCCUUAAAUGAAACUCCCACCUAUGUUCUUGUCAACUUUCCAACAGUAGGAUGUUGGUCUGGAUUGAAUGGCGCAUUUGCAGUCUUGUCAGUAAUCUUUCUCAUUAUUCAAACUGUCUUGGUUGCCUGUUCGAUAGCAAUCUUUAUUAACAUUAACAUCAAGACAAGGGAUUUAUUUGUGUUAGACAACCCUUACAUUAUAAUAAUCAUUAUGGCAUCUAAUCAAAUUUAUCUAAUUGUUUCCCAAGUCAUUCCUGCUUCAAUAAUUUUCGUUAGACCUAUUAUUUAUUUGGCCUUUGCAGUAUUGUUUCUUGCCGUGCUAUUUUGGAUGCAACCUUUCAUUCGAAGAGGAACUAAUGUUGUUUAUGGUGGAGUGGGAUUUGCAAGAUUAGCUAUUGGAGGUGUAUCAAUCGCCACAGCUCUGGUAAAUCAAACAAAUGAAUGGGGACUCGGUCUUGGACUAGUUGGUGCUCUUGUGGGAGGAAGUGCUGUUCUUUUUUCUAUUGGUUUAGUGGUGACCGACAUUUACACAAGGUACAUGCAGCAUAAAGGAAGAAAAAUUCUUCAAGAAUGUGUCCAAAAGAGAUCAUUUAAUACCUUGACAGAUUCCGACCAUUAUUUUGUCAAUAUAUUUGUCAGAUAUGCAAUGAAAGGAAAAGAAGCUGAUAUAGACCUUGCAGAUUCAUUUACCAAGUUAGCCAUGUCACAAAGAUUAGAAAUUAAUGCCACAAGUAUGAUAACUUGCGCAUUAUUCAUCAAGUUUAUUCUCACUACUAGUUCAGUAACUCUUGCCUUAACAUUGGUACAAAAAUCUCAAAAGAAAGGUGAUAACUUUUUUUUGAGAUUCAUAAUCUUUCUCAGAGUGAGAGAAGUCGAAAAGGCUUCAUCAAUGGGGAGAAACAAUUUUCAAUUGGAUCACAUUAUGUCGAGUGUAAAAAAAAAGUUGGAACUUUCAAGGGAGCUACAAGUUCUCUUUUGGAAAAAUGUCACCAUGGAACAAACAAAUGACGAAAAGCUUUAUAACAUUGUCAAAGAAAUACAAGAAUUGAGUGAAGAAUGUUCCAUUAUUUUCAGCAAUUUGCUAUCAAAUUAUGCUACUGAUGUGACUGUACUGCGAGCAUAUGCUGCCUUCCUUGAAGAUUUCCUUUUUGAUAACAUGGCAGCUGCUGAACUUUUGGAGGAGGCUAGUAUUAUAGAAGAGGAAAACUUUAAAAAGGCUUCUCGAAAUUUGGCUAGUAAAAGACCUAGUAUCACUGGAAGUAUUGGUCCUAAGAGGUCAAUUUAUGAAUCUGAUCUGAAAAUUUCCCUUAGUAGAGGAGGAUCACAAGAAGAUCUGAAUGCUAUGAAUUUUGAAUCUGUUAGUAAUGAAGAUAGAGAAGGUGCACAACAAAAUGUUUUUAGGAGCGCUGUCAAUAAGAAGGAGGAGCACCAAUUUCUUUAUAUUUUCAUUGCAUCUCUUGGAUUUGUUGGAAUCACCUUUAUAAUAGUGGUGUUAGUAUUGGGUUUAGUCAUUUCUCAAACCAGCAGCAAGAAUAUUACUCUCGUUGAGAAAUCUUGCUCAAUAUCUUCGUUACCUUAUCUUGUGUUGUCCGAUAUUAGAAGAAUUCAGUCAAUGAUGAGAACAUCAUCCAACAAAACAUAUGAUUCCUUCAUGACCAACCAUAAAGAAAGAUUAACUGAAGCACUUGAUAAGCUUGAGGUUGUAGAAACAUUCCUUAAGGAUUCCAUUUUCACUGAAACAAUGAUGGAACACUUUGUCAAGCUCAGCUCAAAUAUUUUAGUACCAAUCAUGCAAAUUAACUAUUCCGAGCCCCUUCUGUACUCUUCCAAGAAUGCUUCUGUUGCUGAUUUAGUAUCAGUAUUUCAGUCAACAUCUCAAAAGUACUUCGACCAUGGAAUAGAUCAUUACAAUGUUACCCGUGACAGUUUUGAUUUCCUUCUAAUUUGGAAUAACCGACUUGAUUUUACUCAAUCGUUUGAGAAAUUUUGCUCUAAAUUGAUAGCAGAUUCUGAGAGUCAAAUUUAUUCCUUCAGAAUUGUCUUCAUUGUUGUUAUAUCUUCAUUGGCUUUUGUUUUUGCGUUAUAUGUAGUUGUGUAUAUUAUUGUAAUUGUUAGGCAUUCAACUAUUCUUGACAAGACAUUGAAUAUUUUCAAAAAGAUUCCAAAAGAAGAGAGUUUGAAAGCAAUCCAUAAACUUGAAACCAACAGCAAUAAGAUUAUAACCCCUAAAGAACAUUUUGUCACUCCAAAGAAGGUCAUGUUAGUAAUGGUAGUUUUGAGUUUAUUUUUAACCUGUUUAGGAGCUGCUUUGAUUGUGUAUGAAAGUGUAUCCUUUAUUGAGGAUGGUAUGUUUGUUAUGCAGAAAGUCAAGACAGGAAAUACCUUCCUGCAAACCCUACAAAGAACAAAGUUCAAGAUCUUGGAAUUACUGAUGACUGAUUACGCAGAACUUGGAGUCUCUAGGGAUCAAUUUCAUGGUGAAAUUAAGCAACAUAUAUCUGAUUUGUUUGUUUCAUGGAAUUCCUUCAGAUAUGGUGAUGAAUCUAAUGGGUUUCAUCCAAUUACUGGUCUUUUAACAGAAGUGGAUAAAUCAGUUUCAGAACAAAAGAAUUGUACAGCAAACGAUUUUGCUUGUUAUUCGCUUGAUGAUUUGGUUUUAAUAUUCCAAAAUGCAGAAAAAGUUAACGACAACAUUUAUCAACAGAUUUACUCCAUACAAUCUCUUUUGGAUCAGUAUUCUGUUAUUUUCAAUGCAGCAAUAGCUACAGAUUCAAAGACAGACGGUGUUAUUGCGAGCUAUGUCAGCUAUUUCACAACCAAAACGAAUAUUUUAACUUCUGUUUUCGCUCCCGUAUCCUCCAUUCUGCUACUAUUCUUUGUUUACAUCAUUUACAGUGCGAUGAACGGAUUUUCAAACGAAGUGCAUCAAAUCAGAACAAUGCUCAAUCACUUACCCUGGGAAAUUCUCGAUUCCAACUCUGUUUUACAUGCCUAUGUCAUUAAUUAUUCACUCUCCGUUGGAAACGAUAGAGACUCAAAGAAAUCUAAUGAUAAUGCCUCAAAAGAAAAAGCUAUUCUUGAGGCAGCUGUAGAGGGAGCAGUCAUUUGUUCAACUUAUGGUAAUAUUAAUAUUUUCAACGAGUCUGCACAAAGAAUGUUUGGCUACAGAGCAGAUGAGGUCAUUGGUACUCAGCUCUCUGAUCUUUUCUCAUCAGAAACUAGAUCAAAGGUUGACUCUGUAGUUUCUAAUGCAAUUUCAUCAACCUCUUCCAAGGGUGAGACCAUUCCUCUUAUUGGACUUAGAAAAAACAAGACACAAUUCGCAGCAGUGAUUAAUAUUUCAGUAGCCAUUCUUGGUGAUGACAAGAAGGUCAUCACUUGUUUUAUUAAGGAUCAAACAAAUGAAAAAAAGAGAGAUAUUGAACUCGCUGAAGAAAAGAAAAAGUCUGAAGCUCUUUUACUAAAUAUUUUACCAGAAAGUGUCGCUCAUCGUUUACAGUCGGGUGAAACGUUCAUUGCAGACAAGAUUGAGGAUUGCACUUGCUUGUUUAGUGACAUUGUUGAUUUCAAUCUCGUAGCUGCUCAAAUGAGUGCCACCGAUGUGGUUCAAAUGUUGAACAUGAUUAUCAAUGGUUAUGAUUCCCUUAUUCCAAGAUAUAAUUUGGAAAAGAUUAAAACUAUUGGUGAAAAAUAUUUUUGUGUUGGUGGCCUUCCAACCCAUGGUCAACCAUCAACUGACCAUGUUGAAGAGGUACUUGGCUUUGCCAUGGACAUUUUCAGCAUUAUGCACCACUACAAUAUGGAAUUUGGAAGAAAGUUGAAUGUAAAAGUUGGUAUUCAUUCUGGAGGUUUAGUUGCAGGUGUAAUUGGCACACUCAAAUUCGCGUAUGAUGUUUGGGGAGAUGUUAUCAAUGUUGCAAGUAGAAUGGAGUCCACUUGCCAUCCAGGAAGAAUUCAAGUAACCAAGGAGACAUUUUCAAGACUCAAUCAUAAAUAUGAAUUCGAGGAAAGGCGAGAUGUUUUUGCUAAAGGUAAAGGAUUGAUGACAACAUAUCUUCUCAACAAGAUUUAUCACCAAGAUCCGCUUUCUCUUGAAGUUACUAUUGAUAGAUCAGAUAUUGAAAUGGCUGUAAAUCAAGCAAAUCAAGGAGGUCCUAAGUUCACUGAUUUGAUUUCGAACGCAAGUCAAGAUAUUCAUUCAGAGACUGACUCUCACCCUCAACAGGAAAUGGCAAUAGAAGAUGGGCGUUUAGCUGUUGCACCAAUUGCAGGCUCAAGAAGAGUAAGAUCCCAAAGUGUUAACAGCAAUUACAGUAAUUUUAGUUAUAACAGUGUUAGUGAACAAAACAAUGACAGUCUCAGACCACCAACUUUGCUUACUGGUUCACCAAACCAAGCUUCUCCUCAAUCUACGUUAAUGUCCUCACCAAGAAUAGAUGUUUUACGUUUCAAAAACAAUCCUAAUAGAUACAGUGUCAGUGCUUCGAUCACUAGUUUCUUCAGUAACCAGGCAGCUCUCGAUCCAGCGGUGCAACAUCACGACCAGUUGGAAACUGCAAGUCAUCACUCAAUCCACUCACAUCACUCUCACUUCUCUCCUCGAAGGAAACUGUUACCAGUCCCUGAACAUGAUGAAAUAUGUGAGCAUUAA
Messenger RNA from Naegleria gruberi, 5358 nucleotides. RefSeq lists its product as uncharacterized. NCBI's taxonomy places the organism in Eukaryota, Heterolobosea, Eutetramitea, Acrasida, Naegleriidae. Gene Ontology annotation, molecular function: guanylate cyclase activity; peptide receptor activity. The record is from RefSeq and is a predicted model, not a curated record. The transcript is spliced from 5 exons. Gene Ontology annotation, biological process: cGMP biosynthetic process; receptor guanylyl cyclase signaling pathway; intracellular signal transduction. The coding region runs from base 1 to 5358 and encodes 1785 amino acids.